AUGCAGAGGAGGUGUCAGAGUGCAGAUUUCAAGCGGAGUCGAAUCCCUCCCAUCCCUUGUGCAUCUUAUAGCUUGACGUCCGUUACUCUCUCGAAGCCGGGGGACAUUUUAAGUUCAUUUUCCUUUCAGGCAUACCAGGCUGCUCAACUGCACGGCUGCAUUCUCACUUUUCACCCCCCCUCCCGCCGCAACUCUUUCAAUUAAACAGCGUAAUUUUCUAAGAUGACUUGGACGGUGAACAGCUGUUAUGUUACCCUGGCCAUUCUGUUGCUUUGGCGAGUGGAAGAAAUCGCAGAAGCCUGCAGCUGCUCCCCAGUGCAUCCUCAGCAGGCGUUUUGCAGCGCAGACGUCGUUAUCAGGGCGAAGGUAGUUGGACAGCACGAAGUUGACGUUGGCAACAACAUCUAUGGAAACCCUAUCAAACAGAUCAAGUAUGACGUCAAACAGAUCAAGAUGUUCAAAGGUCCUAGCCAGGCUAUCGAUGCCAUCUACACUGCUUCCUCCUCUUCAGUGUGUGGAGUGACUCUGGAGACUAACGGCAAAGAGUAUCUUAUCAUAGGCAGACUGGAGACUGACGGGAAGAUGCACGUCACAAUGUGCCACUUCAGUAAGCCCUGGGAUGCCCUGAGUGACACCCAGAAGAAGAGCCUGACAAAUCGCUACGAAAUGGGCUGUGAUUGCAAGAUCACUCACUGCAACGUCAUCCCGUGCAUGAUCAGCAGCCCAGCGGAGUGCCUGUGGAUGGACUGGGUGAUUGAGGGGACAGUCGACGGAAACCAGGCCAAACACUUUGCUUGUAUCAAGAGGAGUGAUGACUCAUGUGCCUGGUACAGGGGAGCUGCGCCGCCCAAAAAGGAUUUCCUGGACAUCGAAGACCCUUAACUCCACCACUGUGCAAUGGUCUGAGGAGGUCUACAGUUGAGAUGUACUAAAUAUAAGAUAUAAAUACCAAAAACAGAAAUAAAUACACAAGUCAAAUUGUUAUUUUGUUUUCUUCUCAUUAAGAAAGCUGCAGGGUAUGUGUGCUCCGUGGUGAGGUUGGGAAGAAAAAUGGAAUUGUUAUGUGUUUUAGUUGCAGAACUCAUUAUGUUUUUAUUCAUCAGCCUUACGAAUUCAGCAAUUUCUGAUGCUUCUACCCCAAAAUUCAAAGAACUUCCUCAUAAACCACUUCUCCCUUAGCUGAAAUAAAGGGAUAAUCAUCACAAAUCAGAGUUACUCUUCACAGUAUGUUUGUUUCUGUGGAAGUAAAUUCUGAAACACAUGCAUACCUAAAACUCAAAGUGUAAAAAUUCUGUGAAUCUGUGUGUUGGUAAAUAACAUUAGCUGGCAAUUGGCAUCCUGAUUCGUGACAGCAGAGCUACCACAAGGAAUUAAUGCCACCUCUUGCCUGUCCUGCUUCGUAUUCUUUCUUGUGCUGAGUAUGCAAAUCUUUUCGCUUCUGUUUUCUUUUCUUUUUUUUAAACGUGUGGAAAACCUGUUUAGAGUAAAAGAGUGUCAUGUUACGGUAAUGAUCACAUUUUCAGAUGACAGCCUGUGCACACAAUCAGUGCUUAGGUAAUUGUUUUCUUUAAAUAAUCCUGAAUAGACAAGAAUGCACUUUGAACACAAAGAUCACAGCAGUCAUACUGUCUCUAAUGAAAAAUGUCUGAAAAAGAGGAUUGAAUCCUCCACUUUGUAUUUUGUAUUUUUUUAUAUUACAGCUCUUCUCUUUAUAAUGCUUUAGUAAGUGUAAGAGCACAUUUUAUUUAAGGAGGUUAUAUGAUUCAUGAUAAUCUAUUGAAAAAAAAAAAAAAAACGCCCUCAUUUUGAUACUUUUUAUGAGAAAU
Molecule: messenger RNA, 1826 nt
Organism: Xiphias gladius (swordfish)
Lineage: Eukaryota; Metazoa; Chordata; Actinopteri; Istiophoriformes; Xiphiidae
Gene: timp2b
Product: TIMP metallopeptidase inhibitor 2b
Exons: 5
Coding region: 223-882 (219 amino acids)
Biological process (GO): negative regulation of endopeptidase activity; negative regulation of membrane protein ectodomain proteolysis
Cellular component (GO): extracellular matrix
Molecular function (GO): protease binding; metalloendopeptidase inhibitor activity
Source: RefSeq, a predicted model, not a curated record